This is a messenger RNA of Acanthoscelides obtectus, 3978 nucleotides long. NCBI's taxonomy places the organism in Eukaryota, Metazoa, Arthropoda, Insecta, Coleoptera, Chrysomelidae. The record is from the annotation of a GenBank genome assembly.
AAAUGUCAUUUGACGCAUUUAAUUUCUUUGUUACAGAAAUCGCAAUGUUGCUACCUGGUUCUCUGUCACACAGCAGGACUGCGAACCACACUUCAGACAUCAGGAAGAACUUGGGUGUAAGGGACCCCAGCGAGAAUCCACAGUACGAUCCCAAGAAAACAUACUGCGUGGAGUUUGAAGUACUGAAAGCUUCCAAGGCCUGCAGAAAGGAAGACAACUACAAAACGUUGAAAGAAGGUGAACACGUAUGCGUCCGAUGCGAAUCUGAAGCUCUGCACGAGAACCUAGGCUGGCGAUGCCAAGGUCACGGAGUAGAAGGUAGACCAACACGUUGGAGUGCCCUGUCAGCGCCCCAUUGUCAUGGAAAAUGGGCACGCGUCCAUCACGUCUCAGACGCUCAGUGCAGAUGCCCACGUGGGUCACCCCAGUUUAUAUUCGUUUAGAUUUAAAGCGUUGAGUUAUGCUGUUUAGGCUAGGCGAAAACCUCGCAUUCGUGGCAGACAUUUCAGGAAUCGAUUUAACUUUCAUAAUUACGUUUUAAUGAUGCUCCUUAACUUGAGUCAAGGAGUUGCCAAGCAUAACUUCAGCAAACAAAAAAAAACAGAUUCUUGGGCUACGAACUUAUUCUGAUCAAAAAAUUGACUUAAGUUCUAAGCUAUGAAGUAUGGAAAACUCCUGAAGAUGGACUUUUUCGAUGCUUGAAGACAUGGUUAAAAUGAUUUAUUUUGUAUUCGCUUGCUGUCCUAAUUAAAGUUCAAACCUUCCACCACAAGGUUCUGAAGAGUACUUUAGGCUUGGUUCGUGUAAAAUGCUGAUAUUUAAUUGCCAAUAACGACUCGUCCACGCGGCUUCCGUACUCCAACCUUAUAAUUAGCAAUUUUGUCCGAAUCUGUAGGAAUUGAAGAGGGCGAUUUCUAGAAUUUUAUGACUUGAAAUGGCUUGUACCUCUAAGCUGUCGAUUCCAGAAAAAGUUACUGACCUUUUUUUCAAAAUGAUUCAAUGAAAACUCGAAAAAAAAUAUCAGCAUGUACCUACACAAAUCGCUUAAAAAAAUUUGCACCAUGUUAAGAAGCAUCUAACACUAUGAUUAUGAAAAAAAUCGAAUUAUAAAAUGUCUCCCACAAAUACGACGUUUUCGCAUUGUCUAGUUACCAAAAUGCCCAAUAAAUUCGGUAUUUGAAAAGCAGAUAUGCUAAUUGAGAUAAUGUACGGUGAAACAUCACUGAAAAGUAAUAACAGAAAUUUGAAGGUACUCGUAGAUUAUUGGAUAAAAAUUUCAAGUAUCGCGUUGUUUCUUGAUGAUGAAAUACUAUUCCAAGAUAUCGCUGUUGGUUUCAAAAACACUGUGUCCGUCUCGAUGUCCCUGUAAACGGUCUGUCUCUAGCUUUUGAACGCAUCAUCAUAUCGAAAAACUCAUAGUUUUCACGAGUGUAUGCCGAUUUUCAAAUCCGUUAUCUAAUCAAAGAAUUAUGUUGGCUUCUGGGGUGCUGUGGUCUCUUAAACUACUCAUGCGUUGGAGACAGCGCCGGACUAAGAAUCGAGAAUUUUCUUAUAUGUAUAUUAUUCUUUAGUCUUUAGCGAGUAUGUUACUACAAAAAUUUGUUUUUUCACGAUAUGUAUAAUGGGAAGUCUCAACCUUAAGGAGACCCUAUAUGUGUCUUUGGAAGGAUUCAAUUCUCAUCCGGAGGAGAAGCUAGCGUCAGGUGGAAGUGCUUGCCUCAAAAGGGGAGUUUAUCUUAAAAAUAUGAAGAGAUAAAGUAUCUGAAACUAGUAAACAGCCAUAGUUGUAUACAUACCUACAUCAUUAAUACCACUUUUGAAAAGGUAGGUUCAUAUUAUGUAGAAUUGUCCGUAAGAAUGCACAAAAGGACGUUCCUUGUUGAAACUCCUGAAAUAUUUGUUAUUAAAGUGUUGCUCGUUAAUGAGAUACAGGAUAUUUAAUUUUUUUCCCUAUAGCUCGUCGCGAUGUUUACUACGGCGUAUUUGGCUCAGUACCAUUAUUUCCACGAAUUUGGUCUGGGCUGUUGUACGGUACAUCCAAAUGGAUAUAUUCUAAUACCUAAAGCUGGAUUCUUCAGGCGGGCUUGAAAGUUGUGUCCUUUCGAAAACACAGGAUCGUCUUUGUUUAACUACGAAUUUACAUCGUCAACUUCAAAUUUGUCCCGACUUCUGUUAAAUAAUCAACUCAUCUCUAAGCAUCAGGAUACAUUUUCUAUAAAUAGUCCAAAAAGUUACAAAUACUAGUUAAAGAGUCAUUUUUAAUUUAGUAUGAAGUAUACUGGUAUUGUACUCGUAUAUCCUUUCAAUUCAGUUUCUAUUUUAUAAAAUUCCAAGCCAAAAAAGGAACAUGAUGGUUGAUCCAACCACAGCUGUUUACAAUUCCCUACUUGUUUCGAAUGCUGCUAUUUUUUUGAGAAACAAAAUAUCAGCAAUAGAAAGCUUUAGAAUAGUUCUUAGUUCUCGCUCAUAUUUCAAACAUCUUUUGUUCCAACAGCAUUCAUGAAAAAUCUGAAACUUUGAUUUCUAUUGUAUGAUAUUUAUAUCUACCAAGAUCAAUUUUCUCAUUUAAGCUAUGACUAAAUUAUUCUAGUGCUCUGGGAAAAUAUGAAAAUGAACUAUUUAGUUGACAAUCUUACUAAUACUGUGGUUCGUACUGAUAUCUAGACAAAUGGGAUAUGAAUCACAUACUUACCGAAAAUUACAAAUGAAUUCAACUAUUCAUUUUGGGAGUGAUAAAAAUUUCAAGUACGCUUUUGUUUUCAUGUUCAUUCGAGAAGUAUUUCUCAACAUUUCUCACCCAAUAAAAUAUGUUCUGGUGAAAUGUAACAUAUCGAUAAAAAAAAAUUUUUCAGACAAAACACUAAGUUACUUGAAUAUUGAUCAUAAGUAUAUUACACAUUAGACUUUAAAGAAGUAACUGAUUUUUAUCUCUAUAUACUUUCCAAGAGGUCCCCCACGUAUUCUGGAACAGGUCGAGUUGGCAAGAUGAUGAAAUUGGGGGUUAUAAAAUUGAUGAAAAAGUACUAUUUCUUAGCGUAAAAAUAGCAGUUUAAAAUCACAAGAUUCCAAGAUAGCAGAUUGGCAGACUAUCAAAUUUGAGCAUCUUGUUCACUGAAUCGCUCAUAACCCAACAACUAGUCACCAAAAUCCAAUAGCACUUUAGGUAAAAUUUCUCUUGGAACUAUCUAUCUAUCUGAAUGUGUAAUAAAAUACGAAUUAUUCCAUUAAAAAGUACUAAAAAUGGAGAAUCUUGAUAUUACACGCCUUUUGAUUAUUAGUUGUUGAGCUAUAGGGAUUCAAUGGACACCCAACUGUAAUAGCCCGCCAGUCCGCCAUUUUUAGUGACAGUAAAUUCAUAUUCUACGGUUAUAAAGUAACUUACUUAUAAAAAUCCUCAAAAUGAGAUAUAUAUUUCAUCUGCUACUCUUACACUGAAAUACCUAUUAUAGUAUUUAGUCAUGCCAUAAUUUCAUCUCCACAAAUAUCAGCUUGCAAACAUGACCCUUUCACAAAAUAAGUUGAGGUAGGACCAUUUACUUCAAACAAGUCGCUGGUUUUUAACCUGAUUUAUUUUGCUACUUGGCUGUUUGAAAUUCUCGUAGACUACUUCGACUGAUUUGGUUUGAGUGAUUUUUUAUACUUUUUAUAUGGCUUUGUUAACCCCACAAACAACCACUUCCAAAUUAUAAGUUUAAUAGCUAGUGUUGUGCAAUGUUAACCUUUUCCUAUUUUUUAAGAGGUAAUGAUUACAGAUAUGGUACAGUUAGGUAACUUAAGGAAAUAUAAAUAAAACUAUCAUGUAAGCGUAGUUAUUAGAAAUUUACUUAACAUUGUUAAUUGUAGCAUUUUAAUAUUUUUUAAUAAACUAAUGUAUAUACUUACAGAAAAGGAUAAUCCGUUUUGUAGUCGUAUGACCCUAUUUUUGUCAAAACAUAUCAAAAAUGAAGGUACCAUUUGGUGUUAUAAUGAACAAUAAAC